AUGGGGAAAGCCUACUCGCCCUCUCAACGCGAACACGUCCGUUCACUCCUCGAAUCUGGACGCGACGAAGAGGCCAUCGAGAAGGAGACAGGCGUCUCGGAUCGAACGAUCCGAAGAUGGAAAGUCGAGCUCGAACGUACCGGGCGCAUAGGCAAACCGCCGGAGAGUCGGACGGGGAGGCAUCGGGUGUUGACGCCGGAGGUCGAGGCCGCGCUGUUUGAGCAUGUGAGGGGCAAUCCGGAGUUGAGUGUGGAUGAUAUGUUGUGGUGGUUGUAUGAUCGGUAUUCGAUUGUUGUGGGCACGAGGACGAUUCGGCGAGUGUUUGAGAGGAAGGGGGAUAAGGUUAGGGGGAAGGGGAGGAAGGGUGGGUUGGAUCAUGGUCCUGAGGAGGAGGAUGAAGAGGAGGAGGAGGAUGAGGAGCCGAGCUUGCCACCUGCACCGCGAGGAAGGCAGGGACAGCAGUAUCAGUCUCCAUAUGCGCCUAUGAUGCCUGGCAAUCAGCUUCAGCAGGCACCUCAAGCUCCAACAAAGCGGAUACCUGUGCCGGCCAAAGCAGCUCCAGCGCCACCGCCCCCACCUGUCGACAUUGAAGACGACGAAGAAAUGAUGCAGCUGGAAUUGCAGCAGAUCGCGCUACAGAAACGUGAAGUUGAGUUGAAGCUCAAAAUGCGUCGAAUGCAGGCUGCUAAGGGCUCUCCUGCUGCUUCGACGAGUCGAAAGACCGCUGCCGCUGCCACUACACCUCUGUCUGCGCCCCCGUCUACGCCGUCAACGCUAUAUAACCCGCGGACCGCUGUUGCUGCGCCCACGCCACCGAAGAGGGAUUCGAGGUCCAAGAAGAAGAUCCAGGAGUCGAAGCUGAGGACUGCCGAGAGGCAGGAAAGGAUGUUGAGGGAGUUGGAGAGGAGAAGCCGACGACGCGAUCAUCUAACAGCAGAGUGGGUGACGAGCAAAGACAUCUGGCCGCUUCGGGCACAGGGCCUGCUGGCGAAUCUCAUGCACCAAUACGGCUGCUAUGCCUACAGUCCCAGCAACGAGCAGGUCUUCGGCCAGAUGUAUCAUGAUCUGUACGACCUCGUGGAUCUGACCAAAGGUGACUGGAGCCCCGAAAUCCACGAUGAUCAGCUUCGAGAUCGCAUGAAGCGGAAGAUGGGCCAGCUGAGGACCAAGAUGCUCAAGACGGGCGAGAUUGUUAGUGUGAGUGUUGGUCGUGGCGGCAGUACCGGUGAUGGUUUCACUUCUGGAUCCGGUACCACGGCUUUUCAGCGCGUGGAAAAUUUCACCGGCCAAGCAGCUGGCGAAGACGACGAGGAAGGCGGUGGGGAGGAAGCUGAUGUCGAUCUCGGCGCUCAGCAACACGAGCAUCAGGGUCUUGAUGACGAGCCACAGCAGCAGCAGUUGUCGCAGCAUCAGCAGGAUCUAGAUCAGCAUGAUCAUCAGCAUUUGCAGUAUGAGCUUCCGCCGGAGCAUGCGGGUAUGCAUGGUCAGGCACAGCAUCUGGGAGGGCCGUAUGGGAAUGGGAUGAUGCAUCAGCAUGGUCAGUAUCCGAUGAUGCCGCAGGGUCACCAGGCGCAGAUGAUGCCAUAUGGAAUGGAUGGUCAGCAUGGGGGUCAGAAUGGGAUGGGCCUUUAG
Recurvomyces mirabilis is the source of this 1632-nucleotide messenger RNA. RefSeq lists its product as uncharacterized. The record is from RefSeq and is a predicted model, not a curated record. NCBI's taxonomy places the organism in Eukaryota, Fungi, Ascomycota, Dothideomycetes, Mycosphaerellales, Teratosphaeriaceae. Bases 1 to 1632 code for a protein of 543 amino acids. The transcript is spliced from 2 exons.